Molecule: messenger RNA, 1737 nt
Organism: Fonsecaea erecta
Lineage: Eukaryota; Fungi; Ascomycota; Eurotiomycetes; Chaetothyriales; Herpotrichiellaceae
Exons: 1
Coding region: 1-1737 (578 amino acids)
Source: RefSeq, a predicted model, not a curated record
AUGCUUCGUACUAUCUACGACAUCAAUCCGGCUCGUCUGAAUUCCAUCAUGCCCACCCUACAGCGGAUGGAGGACGAUCCCUCGUUCCUUGAAUACCGAGAGCGUCGUUUCGAACAAGAUGAACCUCCGCCACCUUAUUCAUCGCGCAGCACCACGAGAGAAUCAAGCCCUGAGUUACUCCCUCAAACCCAGGGCGAUAUCGACCUUGAAGAACUUGUUCGCAAGCCGUUAAGUGAUCAUGAGAUCAACGUGAUCCGAGGAAAGUUGGUUGGGCGCUACUACCCACGCGAGCGAUACGACAACGAAGUAUCGCAGGAGUGGCAGCGGAUCGAUGCAGCACGUUGGAGACGGAAUGGAGAUCAUGUCCCGGAUCGUGGAGCGGACCUAGAUUGGCGCGCGGAACAUCUGCGGCAAAAUAUUAUAAUCCGACACAACAUCAAAAAGCGAUGGGAAAAGCUAGGUGUAUGGAACCCAGAAUGGGGGAUACCAACCGGCACCACGUGCUAUAGAGGCAUUCAAGCUUUUCGUAACAACGACGGCCCUGAUACCUGGGAGUGGCAACGGAAAUGGCGAGGCACAGAACGAAAGUUUACGGGCCUACCAUACGAGGAAAAAAUGGCCAGCUGGCCUUCGCAAGAUGAGGAAAGCCCAUAUGAGCGAGCGAUUCGAGUGUAUCUGAAAGGGCAAGGUCGCUGGAGCGAGACGCUUAAGCUACAGUCAUCAGAGGCUCCAAACAAGUACGACACCGACGUGGUGGAUCAUCGUGAGUCUCUAAUCACGACACGACCUUGGUUCGUGUGGGCACUGGAGGUCGCAGAGGAAGAGGUGAGACUGCAGCGCAACCCAAAUCAGUCGAUGAUCGAAGCCUAUAAACCGGCACGGGUGAAUGUACAAGCUCGAUGGAAAGAGAAGGGCUACUGGAAAGACAGCUGGAGUAACGUUAUGCCGCCUGGCUGGAGCGGUGGUUGGAGAGACAUGCCGGGGUGGAAAUGGAGACACGAGUCCUCAUCACCAGAACCUGCGGAUCCGAAUGACAUGGAGUUCACCCCGUCCGAGGUUGAUGCGCUAGAAGCGAUACGCCCUGCUACGCCGUCGCCGCCACCAGAGCCGUCGUCCCUAGAGCACCGUGUUCCAACUGGUAGGUCAAUUUUCGACCCUGACUACGAACCCGACCCACAACCAUCUACAUCUACAGAGCAUAUCCCAAAGCCUCAAGCUGGCGGUGAUGGUGACCAUGCGGAUAACAGACCAGAGACUAUGGCUGGUGACAUUGGUAAUGAACCACCGCAGAGCCUGGUGGAGAUUGAUGUCCGUAUGGCUCCUCGUGCAGAACGUGAGACGCAACGUCUACUACGGUCGAAUACGCGCCCCUCUCGUUCGACUGCACGGUUCGAUAUGCCCUCUCCAGCUCCUCAGAAAACCAGGCAAAGGCAGAGGGUGUCUCGAGCUCCAACUAAGUCUUCAAAAAUCUCCAAACCGACUCCGCCCCGUCGCAGUCUCAGGAUUGCAGAAAGAGAGGCGCGGUUGAAGGGUGCUGAUGUGCCUUCUGAAGCCGUUGAAAAUCUAAACAAAGACAGGGUAAUGAAGCAGCCACAGCGAGACCAGCAAGUACAAGAGACCUUGGCGAGAACGAAAAGCAGGAAGAAUGGACCCCUCAAAAAGGGACAUCUGCCAAAACCGUCGAAACCGCAGGGUGUCGCAAAGCGAAGAGGCCGUCGAAGACAUCUGGAUGGUUGA